Messenger RNA from Chironomus riparius, 2096 nucleotides. The record is from the annotation of a GenBank genome assembly. Lineage: Eukaryota; Metazoa; Arthropoda; Insecta; Diptera; Chironomidae.
AAAAAAAAGAAAAAGUUUUUUUAAAAAAAUAAAAUAGUAAAGUCAGGCGUGAUUAAGCCUGUAAAGUUCAAAUGUGCAUCAUAGUCAAAAAAUGGAACCACCACUGGCUCUUAUGGUUCCUCUCCGCACUCGUUGUAAAUUCAGCCGUAGCCGGAAAUCCAGACGCAAAACGUCUAUACGAUGAUUUAUUAAGCAAUUACAACAAACUCGUACGUCCAGUAGUGAAUACAUCAGAUGUUCUUCGCGUUUGUAUUAAAUUGAAACUAUCACAACUCAUCGAUGUGAAUCUCAAAAACCAGAUUAUGACCACAAAUCUGUGGGUAGAACAAAGUUGGUACGACUACAAGCUUAGAUGGAAUCCAGCAGAAUAUGGUAAUGUGCAAAUGUUGCAUGUGCCUAGCGAUCACAUAUGGCGUCCCGAUAUUGUAUUAUAUAAUAAUGCUGAUGGAAAUUUUGAAGUAACACUCGCAACAAAAGCCACAAUAUACUCGGGUGGGCUUGUUGAAUGGAAGCCACCCGCAAUUUAUAAAAGCUCAUGUGAAAUUGACGUAGAAUAUUUUCCAUUCGAUGAGCAAACGUGCGUGUUAAAGUUCGGAUCGUGGACGUACGAUGGCUUUAAGGUUGACCUAAGGCAUAUGGAUGAGAAAUUUGGCAGUAAUGUUGUAGAUGUCGGUGUUGAUCUCUCGGAAUUCUACAUGAGCGUUGAAUGGGAUAUUUUGGAAGUACCUGCAGUGCGGAAUGAGAAGUUCUAUACGUGCUGUGAUGAACCAUAUCUCGAUAUAACUUUCAACAUUACUAUGCGAAGGAAAACUUUGUUCUACACGGUCAACAUUAUAAUCCCAUGCAUGGGAAUUUCAUUUCUAACAGUAUUAACAUUCUACUUGCCCUCGGAUAGUGGAGAAAAAGUAACGUUAUCAAUUUCAAUUUUAAUUAGUCUUCACGUUUUCUUUUUGCUAGUUGUUGAGAUUAUUCCGCCGACGAGUUUGGUUGUGCCAUUGCUAGGCAAAUAUCUUAUAUUUGCUAUGAUACUUGUGUCUAUAAGUAUAUGCGUUACUGUUAUGGUGCUGAACGUUCACUUCCGAUCACCUCAAACUCAUACAAUGAAUCCAUGGAUAAAGUCAUUCUUUAUAGAAUUCCUACCAAAGUUUCUGUUCAUGAAACGACCAAAAUAUGUAUUACAAACCAACAGAAAACUGCUAUCAAGUUUCUAUCCAUUCUAUACGAACUCGUCAUCAAAUCUUAAUCAUGUAUCACACUAUAGUAGAACACCAUCGAAAGAAGAUAUGUCACCGAUCAGUCUAACGACAUCGGGACCAUUCGGAGGUAGUUGUCAAAUUCACGGGCCAAUUUCAAUGGAAUCUGAGGAAGUGACGAUGUCAAUGUCAACAUUAGAUGUCGAUCCACCGCCCGUAACACAGCAGGAUCGAGUGAAGAGUCCAAUUAUGAAAAAUCCAGGCUAUUCACAUCUUCACUGUCCGACUGAGUUGCAUCGUUCAUGUUUUUGUGUUCGUUUUAUUGCUGAACAUACGAGAAUGCUCGAGGACUCGGUGAAGGUUAAAGAGGAUUGGAAGUAUGUCGCGAUGGUAUUGGAUCGAUUAUUCUUAUGGAUAUUUACACUUGCCGUAUUGGCAGGCACAGCUGGAAUUAUUUUACAAGCUCCAACCCUUUAUGAUGAUCGUAUUCCAAUAGACAAAAAGUUUGCUGAUUAUGCAACAUCGACUGUAGUAAGGUGUCCACAAUAACAAUUUGAGUUAACAGGAACAACAAGAAGCAACAACAGCAUCAUGAACAUUUUAUUAUUAACGGUUUUAUGUGCAAUUUUAAUGAUGAGUGCCUCUUGCGUUAUAAUAACAAAAAUACACAGUAUCAUUUAAGUAAAUAAAAUAAAAAAAGCGGAGAAAAAAAAAUAAUUUUAAGGUUCGAAAGUUCUCUUUUUUUAUGUGGAAUAAAAAAAGCAUGAUUUUCUUCCUGUAUCAUUUAAAAAAUUGUAUAAAUUUAUUUCAAUUUCAUUUCCCAUAAGACACAUCCCAUCUCAUGCUUCUUUCUUUUUUUGUCAAAUGACUUUAUCUCGUAUACUGUGAAUUUAAUAUAUUACA